Molecule: messenger RNA, 3453 nt
Organism: Lutzomyia longipalpis
Lineage: Eukaryota; Metazoa; Arthropoda; Insecta; Diptera; Psychodidae
Gene: mxt
Product: eukaryotic translation initiation factor 4E-binding protein Mextli
Exons: 7
Coding region: 545-2488 (647 amino acids)
Biological process (GO): regulation of formation of translation initiation ternary complex; positive regulation of translation
Cellular component (GO): RNA cap binding complex; cytoplasm
Molecular function (GO): RNA binding; eukaryotic initiation factor 4E binding; translation initiation factor activity
Source: RefSeq, a predicted model, not a curated record
AUUGAUGAAACAGCUGUGGCGUUUUAAACCACUCUACUAACACAGUUCAAUUUUUUUUUGAUAGGGAUUUUUUUUAGUUAGACAGGAGUUACUUAUAUUUUAGUUGAAGUGGAUAAAAAAACAUUUAUUUAGCUUUAAAGGGGAGGUGCAAACGACGAGACAUUUUUCUUCCUUUGGUUGCUUUUUUUUAUUCAAAUAAUUUCCAUCCAUCAUCGACCACUGUAUCCCCAAAAGUGCUGAGUCGAUUUCUUUUUUUUUUGCUUCUCUCUUGACGCAGCACUAACAACAGAGAGGGUAUAUACCGCAUAGACAUUCUCUCGUGAUAAGUGCAAAGGAAUAAAAAAGAAAAUCAAAUAAAAUAAAAAGAAAAAGAGAGAUUCUGUGAUUUUCUCUGUGAGAGAGGAAAUAUUUAAUUCCUCAAAGUGCGCGUGUGUGUGUGUGUUGUGGUCCUUUUGUGGAAAGGAUACGACGAAACAUCACAUUUAUCACUUAAAGACUUGAGGAGAGAAGGAAGAGGGAUCAUCCCAAAGGGACACGUGAGAAAAUGUCGCAAAUUGGGAGGACAACGAAGAAUCUCGACGGCACGAGAGCACUGAAGGGGUCAGUGCCUCGUCAGCCGGUGCAUACGCAGCAAAUGUACGAGAUACAGACUGUUGAUCAGCUAAUUGAGUUGAUUGAAAUUGUGGCAGCAUCGCUGGCGUCGGCAUCCGUUGAUUCGGGCAAAAUGAAUACACUCCUUUCGAAUUUACGCAUCUACGGGCCACAGUUGGAGGCACUUUCAAAGGAUGUCCUCGAUAAGGCAUUUGUUACCUUUCGCAAUGCAUCCCAGGAUGAGAGACUCAACAUCAUGACCCGUCUCAAUUUACUCGAACUCAUUGAAUUGCGCGCCAAAUCAUGGCAAAUAUCCGAUGAGGUUAACACAUACUACAAGCAUAAGGCGACUAAUGUUGAGCCCGCUUUUAUACCAUCUGCAUCUGAUUUGACGUUGUUGAGCACCUCCCCCACGGAAUUGAUGGGACAAACGCAACCAGCAAUUCUCGCACCGGGUGAACUCUUGAGGAAUUCUGGGAAAUUCACGAAACCCACAAAGAUCCCCGGGAAGAACUAUUCAAAGGAUGAGGUUGUCAUUCGCAAUGCUGACUCCGGAAAAGUGAAUCCUGGAGCCAAAGAGCGUCUAGUUCAGAUUACUGGACCAAAUGAGGAGAAGAUCAACUAUGCUAAGCAAUUGAUUGAGGAUACAAUAAGGCGAAAUGCAAGUCCAGUUCGCCUGGAGACAGCUCAAGGUGGUGGCUCGUGCAGUUCACUCGCAUCAUCGGCAUCGGAUGAAACGCAAAAUUCACUGCGUGCUGCCCGGAAUAGUAUUGGUGCUGCUGCAAUUGCCGUCAUGGCGGCAAAUCAGCUGAAUAAUAAUCCUUUCCUUCCGGGACAAGGGGUUGUGGCAGCAGCAACACAGAGUGGCAUACAGUCUCAGGUGCCUUCAGGUGUGUCAGGGGGGAAAUUGGCACGUGGUAGUGGUGUACCUACCAGUGGGCAACUUCUCCUGCACAGCUACUCAACAAAUGAUGCCUCACUUGGUGAAUAUAAAUUCACCGUGAACGUUGGUCCGCAUAGCAUCAAGAUAACAGGGGAUCGUUGUGAUUUAGUCAGGGCUGCCAAACUCGUGCUGGAUGACUAUUUUAGCAGCACAGAGUUCUUGGCAUCCAUUGAUGCAGGCAUGGGUGGUUCAUUUGAUGCCACAAUUCCAUCAUACACCUCCCACCAAGGUGGAUCUGUGUCAUCGACACCACUCAAUCCCUAUGCCCCACCUGUUGUACCCAUGUCCCAUCAACUUGGUGGGCAAACAUCACCAUUUGCCGAUAGUGGCAUUGGGUUGAAUUUACUGGCGCAAAGUGCAUCCGGAUCACCGGGAAAUGGCUUAAGUAUCGAUGCAGAUGAUGAUGUUUUCACAGCUGAAACAUGUAAUACAUCAACAGAAAGCUCAUCUUCCAAUGCAUCGAGCAAUAAUAGCAUUGUAACGUCAACACCGUCAAAUGGCUUAACACGAUCGCGUCGGAGUCACUUUUCCCGGCAGGAGAGUACCCCGGAGGCACUGACAAAGGACACAACGUCGGAGAAUCAAGUGCGAAUUGUUCAUGAGUACGAGGAUCUUAUUUCCUUUGCAAAAUCACCCCUUGCGUGGGCAUUGCCAAAGGAUUGGACGAAAAUUUGCGAGAAGUAUCCAACAUUGGUGCGCAAUAAGGUACUGCAUCGCUUUCACAGUCUCAAUAUCAACAAUAAUCACAUUAACAAUGCAAAUGAUGAUGAUUCACAUAUUGCUGAGGGUGCCCGUAAAGCCCUACUGGCGCGCCAGGCAUCCCUCAAUUGUGAUCGCUUUGACAUAUCAUCCAGUCAAUCUGCUAGCUCUAGAGUUGCAUCCGUUGCACCUUCAUCCGUUAACAAUCGCCUCAAUGUUGCUCAUAUUGCAUCAACUGCUGCUGGUUGUGACUAAAAAACAAAAACGAAUGAAGAACGAAACUAAAAAAAAAACGAUUUGGAAAAAUCAUUUGAGGAUAAAAUGAAUUUAAUAUCCUCUGCAAUGAUUUUUAGAGAAAAAAAAAAGAAAUUUUGAAUUAUUCAUGAGAUAUUUUGAAAAUAUCUCAAAAAAAAACUUUUUCCUUCCCUCAAUUUAUUAUUUUUUUAAUUAUAAAAAUAUUUUGUACCUGUGUGUGCGUUAAAAUAUGCAUAAAGGCUAAAAAAAAAAGAAACAUAACCAGUGUGUUAAAAAUGACGGAAAUAGUUCCAUCAUUAGAAAAAAAGGAAGUAUUAAGUUAUCUAAGUCUUCUUAAAAAUAAGUAUUUUUCAUGGUAUAAUUCUUUGUGGCUCAUUUUCUAAAAAAAAAUAAAUUAGAAACCCAUUUAAAGGAUUAACAAUGAUUUCGAAAAAAUAUGCCAAAUAUUUUAUAUGAAAAAAAAAAAGAAAAUAUAUAUAAACACAAAACAAUCAUAAAUAUUAAUAUAUUAUUAAAGAAAAAAAAAACAUUUAUAGAUAAAAUUUAAUAUAAUUUCAAAGAUGAGAUUUUUUUUUAAAAACAAUGUUGGAUUGAGAAUCUUUUAUUGAGUUUUUGUUUAUUUAUAAGAUUUAUUAUUCUUUCAAACAAGUUGAAUUAUGUAAAUUAUUAAUAUUAUUUCCUUCUAAAUCGUUUCAAAGUUGUGUUCUCAUGCUCCCUAAAAGCAAUGUCCUUUAAAAAUUGAAUUUUAACGACAUUUAAGUUAUUCAAGAUGAUCAUGAGAACUACAAUGAUUUAUCCUAAUCAUUCAUUAAAAAAUCUUUAGCUUAUAAAUCAUUCUUAUUUCCAAUUAUUCUUUUAUUCCUUUAAAAAAAAAUUAUUAUUCUUCUUCUCAAAUUAUGAAUCCCAAAUUAAGAAAACAAAAAAAACUGUGAAGCUUAAUAAAUUAAAUUGUGGAUAAAACAAAA